AUGUCAACUAGAAAUAUCCUACUAUGUAUUAUAGCUACAGCUGCUAUAAGUAUAGGAUUAGUUGAAACUUAUCAUAAAUAUGAGAAAAAGAAUAAGAAGGAAUCACUACCGUUGAAGAAGAAAAAUUCACAAAAUGAAUAUUCUGAAGAAUUAAUUCGUGAACAAUUAGCUAGAAAUUAUGCAUUUUUAACUGAAGAUGGUAUGACAAAUGUACGAAAUCAAAGAAUUAUAGUCGUUGGUGCUGGUGGUGUUGGUUCUUGGGUUGCUACAAUGUUGGCAAGAUCAGGCGUUGAAAAUUUACGUAUCAUUGAUUUUGAUCAAGUUUCAUUAAGCUCAUUAAAUCGUCAUGCUGUUGCAAAUCUAAAAGAUGUUGGUAUUUCAAAAGUUGAUUGUUUAAAAAAUCAUUUAUUGGAAAUUUGUCCUUGGAUUAAAAUCGAUGCAAUUAAUCAAUUAUGGAAUUUAGAAUCAAGUAAGGAAUUAAUUUUUGGAGGUGAUUUUAAACCUACUUUUAUUGUUGAUUGUAUUGAUAAUUUAGAUACUAAAUGUGAUUUAUUAACAUUUUGUCAUCAAGAAAAUUUGCCAAUUAUAUCGAGUGGUGGAGCUGCAACAAAAUCAGAUCCAACAAGAAUUAACUUGGGAGAUAUUUCUAAAACAGAAGAAGAUCCAUUAAUGAAAAAAAUUAGAAUUAUUCUUAAAAAAAGAGGUAUUGUUCAAGGUAUACCCGUUAUAUUUUCUGCUGAAAAACCAGAUCCAAGAAAAGCAAAAUUAUUACCAUUACCAGAUGAAGAAUUUGAAAAAGGUUCAGUUGAUCAAUUAAGUGCAUUAAAAGAUUUUAGAGUUAGAAUUUUACCUGUAUUAGGUACAAUGCCAGGAAUGUUUGGAUUAGCAAUUGCAACUUAUAUUUUAACUAAAGUAUCAAAUUAUCCUAUUGAACCAAUAGAAGGAAAGAAUAGAUAUAAAGUUUAUGAUGAUUUAUUACAAUCAUUAGCUGGCCAACAACAAAGAAUAGGAAUGCAAGAAGCAAGAGUUAAAUUAUCGACUUAUGAUACAAAUUAUUUGUUAGAAGAAGUAUUUAGAGGAAAAUCACCAAUUUCAAAUUAUUCAACAAGAUUAACAUUAUCAAUAUGGGAUCCAUCAAAACCUGUAAGUUGUCAAAAUGUAGUUAUAAUGACAAAAGAUGAACAAAGAAAUCAUGAAAAAAGAGUGUUAAUAGGUGGUGAAUCGAUACAAGAUGUUUAUUCAAAAGAUGUAAUAGAGCUAGUUGAAUCUAGAUUUGAAGAUGAAUUGUAUUAUAGUAAAUUUAGAUAG
Molecule: messenger RNA, 1308 nt
Organism: Insectozyma verbasci
Lineage: Eukaryota; Fungi; Ascomycota; Pichiomycetes; Serinales; Debaryomycetaceae
Source: the annotation of a GenBank genome assembly